Molecule: messenger RNA, 402 nt
Organism: Lactuca saligna
Lineage: Eukaryota; Viridiplantae; Streptophyta; Magnoliopsida; Asterales; Asteraceae
Source: the annotation of a GenBank genome assembly
AUGAAGGCUGUUACGAAAGUUGUGGAACGCCAUCAGUCCUUAAUUUCUAAGAAUGAAGAAAAGGAGAGUGAAGAUGUUCUGAAUUUCGAAAAGAUAGGUUUCUUACUUGGCGAAUUGAAGGAAAUUGUGUCAAAGUCUACUACAGCUUCUGGUUUAACUCUUGAAUUUUUAACUCAGAAAUUCAAUUCCCUUGAAGCAUCAAUAACAAAACCAGUAGCUCCUCUAUCAAAAUUUGCAAAUAUCUUACCAACCGGUGCCCCACUUGUUGUCACAGGGGUGCAAGGGGGGAGAAACGGAUUUAGUUGUACUGUUGAAGGUUUGCCUCCAACUGUUGAAGGUUUGUUGCCUACUGUUGAAGGUUUGUUGCCAAUAGUGUGUGCGGUUAAAGUGAUUGCUGAUUAA